This is a messenger RNA of Labrus bergylta (ballan wrasse), 4736 nucleotides long. Its product is annotated as clustered mitochondria protein homolog. Gene Ontology annotation, cellular component: cytoplasm. Gene Ontology annotation, molecular function: mRNA binding; protein binding. The record is from RefSeq and is a predicted model, not a curated record. Gene Ontology annotation, biological process: intracellular distribution of mitochondria. Lineage: Eukaryota; Metazoa; Chordata; Actinopteri; Labriformes; Labridae.
ACGGAGAGCAGAUAAGCUGAGUUUUCCCUGCAAAGAGGGACAAGAGUCACAAUCCUGAGCAGACAACCAUUUUAACUUUCACUCUGCUGGGCUCUCAAACAAUCCAGCUGUACAUUUCGUCUCUCCCCCUCUGCUGCAUACUUUCAGCACUUUGAAGCUAGACUUUAAAGGGGAAGCAACUACCAGCGCAAAGAAGUGAAAACACAAGAGGACAGCUGAAGAACACACUUCAACACACAGCCAUGAAGGACAAAGUGAGGAAGGGAGGAGGAAGAAAUCAGGCCAAGGCUGACGCAGUGAGUCAGACUGGUGGAAAAGAGGCCUUGGGUAUUAAGCAGGAUGAGGACACGUCGUUUUCUGUGAAGAUCCAAGGAGCAGGAGUGGAGUCUUUUGAGCUGCAGGUUCAUGGAUUCUGGCUUGUUCAAGACGCAGUGAUGACUCUGCUUUCGAGGGAUGAGGUGUGUCCACGCACCAACCUGUCCCUGGCACUUACUGGCACGACCCUGGACCCCCUCACAGAACUACAGAGCAUCAAGGGGCUCAAACCAGGAGCCGUCAUGCGCCUUGUGGAAGAGUCAUACACCUCCCGCUCGUCCGACCUCCAUCUGGCUCGUGUGCUGGAGCUGCUGAGAGCGCCAGGACCUCAGGAUGCACUGAGAGAAGGACGUUCACCAAGUGUGCUGGAGACACUCACACAAUCACCAGACUCUAGCUUACCAAAUGGAAAGAGCCUCAAACGAUCUCUGAGCAACACAAAAACAGAAACACCCAUUCAGGACGGAGCUCCUCCUGAGUACCUCCUCCCGGGUUCCUCAGAGAGACCUCUGAUGGCCCUGCUGCCACACAGCUCCCAACCAGAGGCUCCCAGCUACAUCAGAGACAUGUCUCUGAGCUGCUGGAACCCGCCUCCUGGACACAGGAAGCUGCAGGGAGACUUCCUGUACAUCAGUGUGGUAACCUUAGAAGGUCGGCGGUGUGACAUCACAUCCUGCCCAAAAGGUUUUUUUCUCAACAGGUCAACGGAAGAAGUGUUUGAUCCUCGUCCUGCACAGACGGCCCCACUUUGUCACUGUUUCACUGAUCUGCUCUGUCAAAUAAGCCCCGCCUUCAAACAAACUUUUACCGCACGCAAAAACAGGCUCCAGUUACCUCCAGCAGAAGUGUUGCCUACUCCCUACCACACUCUGAGCUGGCUCGGGCCUCCCUGCGCCUCCCGCACUCACAAAAACACCUUCAGCAGACUGGGACUGGAUGAUCAGUCGGCUACACAGGGUCCGGACUGGAAUGAGGAGUUGCAAGCAGCCAGAGAUCUUCCACUGCUAAGUCUGGAGGAGCGCCUGCAGAGAGACAGAGCUCUGCUCCAGGUAAACAGUGCAUUUAUCAGGGCUGCGUCACAGGCGGCUGGGACUGUUGUAGACGGUAAUGUGGAACCUGUGAAUGGAAACCCUGAGGACCCGGCUUUCCUGUGGGGGGGCCUGUUCAUGAACCAGGGGACCGCAAAUGCAAUGUAUGGUGGAGAGAGGGGUCGCAGGGCUGCUCAGAGACUGGAGCUAAGAGGAGUCCAGGCCUACACUAACAUAGAGGGUCUGGAGGGUCUACACACUCUGCCUACAGCGGUUGUAGACUACAGAGGCGUGCGUCUUACUGCUCAGGGUCUGGCUCCUGGUUUGCAGAGUGCUGAGCCAGAGAAGGAAACUACUCCAGCCUCAAGAGGCUUGCUAUACGGGGUAAAUGCGGGACCCCAGGAGUCCCCCCAGCGCAGACGACUUUUAGAGCACCUGGCUCAAGCUGCAAAAUCUCUUUCCAUCCAGAAACACACGGUUGUGUCCCCAAACAACUACCUGGUACCGCUGUUCACCUCAGUGGAUGCCCAAGGACUGCUGGGGGCUGAUGGGAGGUUCUACAUACUGGAUGUGUUCAGGACCUUUCCACCUGAUGUCAACUUCUGUCCUGAGGUGGAGACAGACAGUCAGACAGCAACAGGGGAAGAGGGGAGUAAAGAAAGCUGUGAAGAGAAGGAGGAGAAGAGGAGUUGUGUAAAAGAGGGUUUUCCUGAGAGUUAUCAGUCAGACUUGGGGCUUCCAAAGAGCUUUCCUCACUCACUCUGCAGACUGAGGCCAGAACUGGUGCAGCUUUUUAUCCAGCACAAAUAUUGCCAGUUCACACAGCGGGUGAGAGAGAUCUUGGAGGAGAAUGGAGGGUUUGAAGAAUGUGCAACAGCUGGUGACUCUCGAUCCACUGAUGCAGUACGAGCUGCUUGUAAAGAAGUGGGCUCUGUUAGCAACAUCAUCUUUGAGAUGCGCCUUAACCCAGACAUCUUCUCUCCAGGGCUUUCCUUCCCUCCUGCUGAAAGCAUGUCAACAAAGCUGCAGGAGAGGUUGCUGAGAGAAGCUGCAGUUUUGAUCAUCACACAUCAGAUACCUGCAUUUGUUGAGCACUGCCUACAAAGCAACGAGGCACCAAUGGAUGGCACUUCUCUAAAACAGAUCCUCCAUCAGAGAGGCAUCAAUCUGCGCUAUCUGGGUCAUGUGGUAAAGGCCAUCAACCAGUCAGAACACAAGGAGCGCCUGAGGCAUAUACUGAGGUUGGUCAUUGGUGAAAUUUUCAUCCGCUCAGCAAGACGAGUGUUCAACAAUUUCCUUCAGGGUGUGGAUGUGCCAAGUGUCUCUGCAGCUGUCAGUCACUUCCUCUGCUGCCUAUUGGUUCCCCACUUCACUCCCACUGCUGUGGGGGAAGAGACCAAAAAGAAGUCGAGGCGGCGUGGCCGAGGGGCCGGGGCCUCUGAAAGUAUGCCCUGGAGCACACUCACUGGAGCUGAGCUGUGGAUGGUCUGCCAGGACACUGAUGAAACGUACAGCUUAUGUGACAGCCUCGGCUCUGGUCCAAACCACCUGGUGGAGCACUACGGCCUUCAGAAGAUCUCUUUGCUCAGAGAAGUCUGUUUGAAAACUGGAUUACAGUUGAGACUGAGAGACUACGUCUUCGACAACCAAAAUAAAGCUCCCAUUGGUCCAGAUGAUGUCCUCAACAUCUUCCCUGUCAUCAAACACGUUCACAUGCCAACUGCUGAUGCUUCAACAGCAUAUCGUGCUGCACUGACCUUCCUGGAGAAAGGUCUGCUGGAUCAGGCGCAUGAGCAUCUGCAAAACGCAGCAUACCUGUUUGGAAGAGUGUGUGAUAACCUACACCCUGAGGCCUGUUUCUGCCACAGCAUGCUGGCAAAAGUGGCCUAUCUGCGUGGGAAGCCAGCAGAGGCUCGCAGUGUUCAGCUGACAGCGGUGGUCAUCAGUGAGAGAGUGCUUGGUUUUGACCAUCCGAACACCAUCCUGCAAUAUGCACUCUUGGGUGUGUAUAUGUUUGCUGGAGGGGAGACCACCCUGGCCCAGAAGUGUCUCCUCAGAGCCCGCCUGCUGACGCUCACAGUCCACGGAGAGGACCAUCCAUACAUCGCAACACUGGAUUGCUGUCUUGGUUUGGUGCUGACCGGAGAUCAGUGUGAAAGGUACCUAAGGAACGCCCUCAGACUCAACACUUCCUUCUUUGGCCCGACAAACCAGCACACUGCGCUCAGUCAGCACCUCCUGGCCCAGAGGAUGUGCAGUAAGGGAGACUACAGAAGUGCCAUGGUGCAUGAGAAAGAGGCCCUCACUGCUUUCACCUCAUUGCUUGGAGAGGAUCACUCUCAGACGAGCGGCAGCAAAGAGUUUCUGUGCACCAUAACCAAGCAGGCAGUGAAGGUGGAGCGCUCUCUCAGACAAGCGGGAGCCCAAUGCACAGAGCAAACAGUGGAGUGUGUGACUCCCUCAUCGGACACGAUGCUGGAACAGAUGGUUCUGGUGAUGGGGAUCAGGAAGCUCACACAAAGUGACAGGCUCACAGAGUACAGGAAGAAACAUCAGGAGUUAAAGGCAGCAGUAGCCAAAGAGCUGGGGUUGAACCUAGGAUCUAAGCAGUUAUUCACCUUGGAGACGAUGAACUGGGCAGAGAAAAGCUCAGACCAAGAAACGGGAAGCGGGGAGGAAGCUGAGAAAGGAAGCCCGUGUGGGGAGAAUGCCAGCGAGAGCCAAGAGGAGGAAACUUCAGCAGAGAGUGCUGACGUAGUUUCAGCUAAUGGUCAUGAGGUGGAGCCAGCUGAACAAAACCAGCAGGCAGAUGUAGACGGAGGAGACAGUCAUGGAGCUUCUUCAGGUGCUGAUGUCAUGGAGGUGAACGGGGAGUCAAAGUCAGAAGCUACAGGAGAGGAAAUUGAUGGAGGAAGCUGCAGCACAGUCAAUGGGGAGAUAAAAUCUGAAGCGACAGGUAGUGAGAUGAAGCCAGAGCAGGUAAAUGGUGAAGUAAACGGAGCUCUUCACAUCCCCAUCAGCCCAUCAACCCUCAAGAGCAAAGGAACCUGGGCUGAUAUUGUUUCUAAAGCUCCUGUAUCCAAUGGAAAAGCAGACGAAGACAAAGCAGUCAAUGGAGUCACAGAUGGUGUCAGUGCUAACGGAGCAGCAGAGGAGUGAAAACAGGCAGGAGAAAAGUGUUGUAGUUGAGUUUUUAAAAGCCACUGCUGUAGGAUUAGACUCUCCCAGGUUCUGAGAUGUAAUUUGGUGAUAUGGUCAUGAAGAAAAGCUAAAUUUGACAGAGUCUUAUGAUGAGUAUUCAUUUGUGUUGGAAAUGUUAUUGCUGAUUCUGGGAGAGGGCUGUACUGUUGAGUUUUUUUUUUUCUACAAUAAACAAUUUACUAUGGUUUGCAA